Messenger RNA from Lampris incognitus (smalleye Pacific opah), 1504 nucleotides. It is a transcript of the gene cpm, whose product is annotated as carboxypeptidase M. Gene Ontology annotation, biological process: proteolysis. The coding region runs from base 131 to 1504 and encodes 457 amino acids. Lineage: Eukaryota; Metazoa; Chordata; Actinopteri; Lampriformes; Lampridae. The record is from RefSeq and is a predicted model, not a curated record. The transcript is spliced from 10 exons. Gene Ontology annotation, molecular function: metallocarboxypeptidase activity; zinc ion binding. Gene Ontology annotation, cellular component: cell surface.
UGAAAACACGGAGCUGUCUAAUGACAACCAGCUUCAGUGAAACCAAGUUUUCAAGUUCUUCAGCUUUCCUUUUAUAACAGGAGGCUUCUUUCUAAUGAUGAACUGAAAACUAAACUGCACAAAACCAAAAAUGGGCGGAGUCAUGCUGUCUCUCCUGCUCCUGCUCCUGACUCCUGGGAGGGGCUUAGAGUUCCGUUACCAUGACACCAUCGAGGUAGAGGAGUACCUCCUCUUCAUCAACAAAACCUACCCCAACAUCACACAUCUGUACAGCAUUGGCCAGUCUGUCCAGGGUCGGGAGCUUUGGGUUCUGGCUCUGGGUAGCAGUCCAAGGCGACAUGUUCUGGGAAUCCCAGAGUUUAAAUACAUCGCUAAUAUGCACGGAAAUGAGGUUGUAGGCAGGGUGAUGCUGCUGCAGUUGAUUGAUCAUCUGGUUCAAGGUUACUACAGCAAUGAGCCGCUGUCGUCACGGUUACUGAACAGCACUCGCAUCCACAUCCUGCCAUCCAUGAACCCAGACGGUUUUGAAGCCUCAGACACAAACUGUGUUUACAGCCUGGGCAGGUUUAAUCAGAACGGAGUGGAUCUGAACAGAAACUUUCCAGAUUCUUUCUCUGGUCGCCGACGGCAACAACAGCCCAUCCAGGAAGUGAGGAGAGAGGUGGAGGUGCAGGCUGUGAUGGACUGGUUGAAAACGGAGACUUUUGUUCUUUCUGCUAAUCUGCACGGUGGAGCGCUGGUAGCUAGCUACCCCUAUGACAACAGCAAUGGAGGCAGAGAGCUGGUGGGCGGAGCCAGCGUUUCCCCCGACAAUGAUGUGUUUGUCCACCUGGCGAAGGCCUACUCCUACAACCAUGGCUCCAUGCACCGCGGAGACAGCUGCCAUAUCAGCAAACCCUUCACCGAUGGCAUCACCAAUGGUUAUCAGUGGUACCCUCUGCCAGGCGGGAUGCAGGAUUAUAACUACAUCUGGGCUCAGUGUUUGGAGCUAACGUUGGAGCUGUCCUGCUGUAAAUACCCACCUGUCAAUCAACUGCCCUCCAUCUGGCAGCAGAACAGAGCUGCCCUGCUGGCCUUCAUUAAACAGGUCCACCUGGGUGUUAAAGGUCGCGUGUUUGACUCAUCUGGGAUUCCAGUCCAGAAUGCCAUGGUCGAGGUCUCUGGUCGUAGAAAUCUUUGUCCCUUCAGAACCAACCAACAUGGAGAAUACUACAGACUGCUGUUACCUGGCAACCACACCUUCACUGUAACUUUCCCAGGUCACCAGGCAGUGACAGAGACUCUUAAUGUUCCUUACGGCCCAGACCUUUACUCCGCCUUCACACACAACUUCCUGUUACCAGCCCAGCCCACAGCAAGCCCCGUCCACACCUCCACCCCUCCCUGUAACCACACCCCUCAUUGGAUGCCCCUAGAUGGAGGAGGGCCCACAAAAAGGCCCCUAUGGGUGGGACUCAGCCUGGUGCUUGGCCUGGGUAUGUGGCUUACCUCCCUGCUUUACUAG